AUGUCACUAUUAGUCCCCAGACUGCCGAGCAGCCUCGGCGUCUGCAGCUCCAUCGUCAUCGGCCUGGAUGACCAGCCAUUUGCCAUCAACGUCCACCCGGCCGUCAUCUACGUGAUCCCUACAGCUCCAAAACCCAGGGGAAGCUGGGGGAAGCUGGGAGAGGUGGCGGAGGGGGACAGGCUUCUGGCCAGGCUGGGGGCCAGGCUGAUGGGAGUGGUGCGGGAGGAUUGGGAAGUUUGCUCGAUGGGCAGGCUGGUGGGCAAACCGGAGGCCAGGCUGAUGGGCAAAGUGGUGGAAAAUUUGCUGGUGGUCAAACUGGGGGACAGUUCGGGGGUGGAGAGUCUGGUAGUCAGUUUAGCGGUGGGCAAGCCGAUGGACAAACCGGUGGCCAGUUCGGCGGACAGACCGGAGCACAAGCAGGGGGGCAGUCUGGCGGACAGCCUGGCGGACAGUUUGGAAACGGCCAAGGUGAAGGACAAGCCGGAGGACAAACCGGAGGGCAGGAGGGGGAGGGUGACAAUCUGGAUCUGGCCAGGGAGGCUCUGGAGGAACGUCAAACGGAGCACAAGCGGCUCUUCCAGCGGCUCCGGAGGAUCUGGCACCACUAGCCUCGGCAGCACAUCCUCCGGGUCGUCGGCGCAGUCACUGACAAGCACCAUCCUGGAGCCCUGCAAAAGUCUAUUGCUGGACGUCUCGGUCGACUUGCUCGGGCUUAAUAUCAAUAUCGACCUCUACCUUCACCUGGCCGGGCUGCUUGAUGGCGUGGGGGGCCUACUCAACAGCCUUCUCGGAGGCGACAGGUCGCGGCCCACCACCAUGACGCAGCGGUACCGCGACAUUUGCGGCACGUCGUUUACAACCCUCGGCCCCGGCAGAAAUGUAACGGCCACGAGCCCGACGGACUGCCUGCAGCAGUGUGAGAUCGACGCCAUCCUGGCGACGGUGCAGCUCGGCACGCUGAACGACUGCCUCGGCGCGACGCUGGACCGAGGCAUCGCCAUCGACAACUGCCUCUACUUCAUCGGAAGCGACACGGACAUUCUCGACUUGCACAUGGCCAUAAACACCGAUGACAGCGACUCGUUUUGCAAGUCCUGCUAG
This is a messenger RNA of Lasiosphaeria miniovina, 1101 nucleotides long. RefSeq lists its product as uncharacterized. The coding region runs from base 1 to 1101 and encodes 366 amino acids. NCBI's taxonomy places the organism in Eukaryota, Fungi, Ascomycota, Sordariomycetes, Sordariales, Lasiosphaeriaceae. The record is from RefSeq and is a predicted model, not a curated record. The transcript has 3 exons.